Molecule: messenger RNA, 1878 nt
Organism: Notechis scutatus (mainland tiger snake)
Lineage: Eukaryota; Metazoa; Chordata; Lepidosauria; Squamata; Elapidae
Source: RefSeq, a predicted model, not a curated record
AUGAUAAUUGAAUAUGGAGAUAUUAAAAAAUGGACAUUUAAACUAUGGAAUACAUUCAUGAUCAGCACAGCUAAUGUAUUUCUCCUCUUUGGUAAUCUUCAAACUCCAAUGUUUUUGGACUGGUUGCUAGGCCUAGGAAGAGAUAGUGAGAGAACAAACACAACAAAAGGUAAAGUGUGGAUUUUGACUGCUCAGCUAGAACUUAAGUCCUAUAGUAAUAAACAGGAACAGAAAUCUGCUAAACUUAUCUACUCUGGGGCUUUAUCAUUGGUUGUCCAUUCCAAUGGGCUGCCAGGAUUUCUGCAAUUCAUUCUGGAGAGAAAGCCUUCCAAUGCAAAAGAAGAUUUUUUAAUAAGAGACUUUUGGUCUUCUACUUUUGAUUGCACAUUUCCCAACUGGAUUCUGAACCAUACAAAUAGUGAACUCUGCACUGGGCUAGAGAGCAUGGAGAACAUUUCUGAAAACCUUUUAGAAAGAACCAUUACUGGGCACAGCUAUAGUAUCUAUAAUGCUGCAUUUGCUGUGGCUCAUGCUUUGCAUGCCAUGUAUUCAUCCAGAUUCAAGCACAAGAGAAAGAUGGAGAGGGAGAGAUGGACAUCUCUGACUCAGCAGUCAUGGGAGCUGCUCUAUUUUCUGAAGCAAGUGUCUUUCAAUAAUAACAUAGGGGAAAAGGUUUCCUUUGACCAGAAUGGUGUACUUCUAACAACAUUUGAUGUUAUAAACUGGGUUUUGUUUCCAAAUGUGUCUUUAAUUGGAGUAAAAGUUGGAAUGAUCAACUCACAAGUAACAAGAGACCACAAAUUGAUGAUGAACAAAAAUUCCAUUGUUUGGCAUAGCUGGUUUAAUGAGGUGCAACCUCUCUCAAUCUGUAGUAACAAGUGCCAACCAGGUUACAGCAAACAAAAGAAAGAAGGGGAGUCAUUCUGCUGCUAUGAUUGCAUUCCCUGUCCAAAAGACAAGAUUUCUGAGUGGGAAGAUAUGCCUGACUGUGUUGAGUGCAAACAAGAUCUUUACCCAAACAAUCAUCAGAAUGCCUGCAUUCCUAAAAUUGUAAUCUUUUUAUCCUAUAAUGAACCUAUGGGAAUGGGUUUAACCAUUGGGGCUCUUUUCCUUUCACUAAUAACUAUUGCCAUUUUAAAAACGUUUAGAACUCAUCACAAUACUCCCAUCGUCAAAGCUAAUAACCGGGAUCUCACAUAUAUUCUUCUUGCCUCCCUUCUUCUCUGCUUCCUCUGUACUUUUUUUUUUAUUGGGCAGCCUCAGAAGAUCAUGUGUGUCCUGCAACAAUCAGUUUUUGGCAUUGUCUUCUCAGUGGCUGUUUCUUCAGUAUUGGCCAAAACCAUCACUGUGGUUCUGGCAUUUAUGACCACCCAACCAGGGACAAAGAAAACUAGGGGGAUGGGGAAAGGACUGUCCAGUUCCAUUGUCAUUUCUUGUUCUCUUAUUCAAGUUGGCAUUUGUACUGUGUGGCUGUCAACCAGCCCCCCAUUCCUGGAUGCUGAUAUGCAUUCAGGAAUGGGUGAAAUUACUCUGCAGUGUAAUGAGGGAUCCCCUGUCAUGUUUUACAGUAUGAUUGGAUACAUGAGCUUUUUAGCCAUUGCCAGCUUUAUAGUUGCUUUCUUUGCCAGGAAUUUACCUGACAGUUUCAAUGAAGCCAAAUCUAUUACAUUCAGCAUGUUAGUGUUCUGCACUGUAUGGCUGUCAUUUGUCCCAACUUACCUGAGCACCAGAGGAAAAUACAUGGUUGCUGUGGAGAUUUUCUCUAUUUUAGCUUCCAGUGCUGGAUUGCUGAGUUUUAUAUUUUUUCCCAAAUGGUACAUCAUUGUUGUGAGGCCUGAACUGAACAACCGGGAUCAGCUUAAAUGGAGAAAGCACUGA